UAUAUUCCCAAUCUCCCGUUCCUUCGCUCCUUCUAGAGCCUUCGAUAGGUUUAUCGAGAGUUCCGGAGUUCAGACGCCCAAAGCUGUCGUCGCCGCUCUUAUUUUGCUUGCUCUCCCCUUCCCCAUCCCUCCCAUUCUUUCGCAACGCAGCAAGCCUUCGACCCCUCUCUUUCUCCUCUUCCUUGAAACUCGAAAUUAAAAAGCUUCUCUGAAUCUCUUCUCUGUGUUCAACAAGCACGAGAGCUCGAAAGAAAAAUGGCGAAAUACGGGGAGGGUGACAAACGCUGGAUCGUGGAAGAUAGACCAGACGGUACCAACGUCCACAACUGGCACUGGGCCGAGACCAACUGCCUGGAAUGGUCUCGCAACCUCCUUGGCAAGCUACUUUCUGAUCUGACCAUCUUGGACGGCGAGGGCAACCUCUACAUCAAGACCAAGGAGGUUACCAAGGUUGAGGGCGAGGCCUUUAUCAAUAUUCGCAAGGGAAAGAUCAUCCCUGGUUACGAGAUCAGCGUUUCCUUGUCCUGGGAAGGUGAGGCCCGUGAAGCCGAUGGCAAAUCCCUCCUCAAGGUUGAUGGGUCCGUCGAGAUCCCUUACAUUGCCGACGAGAACGCUGACGAAGACCCCGAAAUUAGAGUUAUUCUCAGGGACGAAGGUCCCAUUGGUAGGAGAAUCAAGGAUGCCUUCGUGUCCAAAGGGAAACCCAUUGUAUUGGAGAAAGUUAGGGUUUACGUUGAGAGUAUGGCUAAAGGUGGUCCUGCCAAGGAAGAAUUGGAGGUCAAGAAGCCUUCCACCAACAAAUCUUCUUCGUCACCGGCAGUCACCGCUCCUGCCACCGCCACCGCUAUCGCUACUCCUCCUGCUCAGACGAAGAAGGACGCUAAGAGUAAGGAAGGGUUCAAGUCGAUUUCUUUGACUGAGAAGUUCAAUUGUCGGGCCAAGGAUAUCUACGAGAUCAUGAUGGAUGAGAACAGGUGGAAAGGGUUUACGCAGAGUAAUGCGAAGAUUAGUAGGGAGGUCGGGGGAGAAUUCAGUCUUUUCGAUGGCUCAAUCACGGGGAUCAACCAGGAGUUGCAGGAGGGUGAGCUGAUCGUUCAGAAGUGGAGGUUCGGCAGCUGGGCUGAUGGGAUACAUUCUGUGGUACGCCUUACAUUUGAUGAGCCAGAACCAGGUGUCACCAUUGUCAAGCUGAUGCAGACUGAUGUUCCCGAAGAAGACAGAUAUGGGAACUCCACUGUUGUUGAGAACACGGAGAGGGGAUGGCGGGACCUUAUAUUCUACAAGAUACGCGCAGUUUUUGGCUUUGGAGUCUAAAAUUUUCACCAAAAUAUGCUGGCUCAAUGUAGAAUCUUGAAACCAGUCUUGUCUUUGAGUUUUUGGAUGGCUAAUUUAAUAUAAAGGCCAAAUGAUUUAUGAUAUGAAUGCUAGGUGCUAUAUGCUUUGAACGAUAGUUGAUUUUCUUGUUCACGUCUCUUCAAAGAACAAUUGUUACUAAGUCUGUCUUGCACCAUUUUCUGUAGUCUAAUUCAUGGCCGAAUAUGGGUCCAGAUAAAGCAUAUUGUUGGCUUUCAUGGAAUGUCUAUCUUUGUCUUGUAACGGUGCUUCAUAUUAUAUCUUCAGUAGUGGCAAGUUGAAGGGUGUGCUGA
Macadamia integrifolia is the source of this 1646-nucleotide messenger RNA. RefSeq names its product activator of 90 kDa heat shock protein ATPase homolog. Bases 256 to 1314 code for a protein of 352 amino acids. Gene Ontology annotation, molecular function: ATPase activator activity; protein-folding chaperone binding. Gene Ontology annotation, cellular component: cytosol. The transcript is spliced from 3 exons. Gene Ontology annotation, biological process: positive regulation of ATP-dependent activity; protein folding. Lineage: Eukaryota; Viridiplantae; Streptophyta; Magnoliopsida; Proteales; Proteaceae. The record is from RefSeq and is a predicted model, not a curated record.